Messenger RNA from Aspergillus sclerotioniger CBS 115572, 675 nucleotides. RefSeq lists its product as uncharacterized. The transcript has 4 exons. NCBI's taxonomy places the organism in Eukaryota, Fungi, Ascomycota, Eurotiomycetes, Eurotiales, Aspergillaceae. Gene Ontology annotation, biological process: siderophore biosynthetic process. Bases 1 to 675 code for a protein of 224 amino acids. The record is from RefSeq and is a predicted model, not a curated record. Gene Ontology annotation, molecular function: 2,3-dihydro-2,3-dihydroxybenzoate dehydrogenase activity.
AUGUCUGACCUAUCCACCACCACCAACAUCCUCAUCACCGGUGUUGCCCGCGGAAUCGGCUACACAAUCCUCACGCACCUCCUCCUCCGCCCCAACCACACCGUAAUCGGCACCCUCCGCAGCCUCCCCUCCACCACCGAACCGCACCCCCUCCACCUCCUCCCCAAGCACCCCACAACAACCCUCAUCCUCCUCCCCCUCGAAUCCACCACCGCAAGCGACUACACUGCCCUCCUCACCUCCCUCACCACGCAGGGCAUCACCCACCUGGACACCAUAAUCGCCAACGCCGGCAUCUGUCCCCCCGAAGGCACGCCCGCGACCGUCUCCAUCUCGGACCUGGAAUCCGCUUUCGCGGUGAAUACUCUCGGUCCUGUGCGGCUGUUCCAGACACUCCGGGGACUGUUGCUCGAGGGAAGUAAGAAGGGGAGGGAGGUCAAGUGGGUGAAUAUGAGUACGGGGGCUGCGAGUCUGGGGUUGUUUGAAAUUACCAAAAUUGGUCUCGUGCAAACGGAAAUGGGCAAUAAUGGCGCUAGAAGAAUCGGGUUGGAGGAGGCGCCGAAUACGCUUGAGGAGUCGGCUACCAAAACUCUUGCUGUGAUUGACAAGGCGACGCGCAAGGAGACCUCGGGCAAGUUUGUGAAUGUCAUUGAUGAGACGGAGUUUCCGUGGUGA